Molecule: messenger RNA, 1435 nt
Organism: Zootoca vivipara (common lizard)
Lineage: Eukaryota; Metazoa; Chordata; Lepidosauria; Squamata; Lacertidae
Source: RefSeq, a predicted model, not a curated record
AUGAAAGAGGCUGAUCCUGCAAACCUAGUGAGGAUGGAAGGAGGAAGAUGGAUGGCAGACCUGGUCAGGCUGCCUCCUGCAUCUCUCCCCAAAACAGUUGAGCAUUCCCUCCCAGGGCCCUCUGAGAGAUCUGGUGACGCAGACCAUCGACAGAACUCUGCAGAAUGUGGAAUGAGCUUCAUUGCAAACCAUCAACAGACUUACACAGGGGGAAAACCAUUUAAGUUUACUGUGUGUGGAAAGAGCUUUAGAGAGAAACCAUUUAAAUGUGUGGAUUGUGGAAGGAGUUUUAGUCGUAAUGACAUUCUUAAACUACACCAGCUAAUUCAUACAGGGGGAAAACAAUUUAAAUGUAUGGAGUGUGGAAAGAGCUUUAAUCAGAGUGCACAACUUAAUUUACAUCAUCGAACUCACACAGGGGAGAAACCAUUUAAAUGUACGGCGUGUAAAAAGAGCUUCAGUGAAAGGGGAACACUUAGAAAACAUCAACUAAUUGACACAGGGGAAAAGCCAUUUACUUGUAUAGAGUGUGGAAAGAGAUUCCGUCAUAGCAAUUCACUUCGAAUACAUGAACGGACUCACACAGGGGAGAAACCAUUUGAAUGUCUAAAGUGUGGGAAGUGGUUCAGCCGAAAGUCACACCUCACUUCACAUCAGAGAACUCACACGGGGGAGAAACCAUUUAAAUGUUUGGAAUGUGGAAAGACUUCCAGUGAUAGUCAAAAGCAUGCAGAACAUCAACGAAUUCACACAGGGGAGAAACCAUUUAAAUGUAUGGAGUGUGGAAAGAGGUUCACUCAUAGCAGCUCACUUACUUUACAUCAGCGAACUCACACAGGGGAGAAACCACUUAAAUGUAUGGAGUGUGGAAAGAGUUUCCGUCAGAGUGCAAACCUUACAACACACCUGCAAACUCACACAGGAGCUAAACCAUUUAAAUGUAUGGAGUGUGGAAAGAGUUUCCGUCAGAGUGCACACCUUUCUACACAUCAAUAUACUCACACAGGGGUGAAACACUUUAAAUGCUUGGACUGUGGAAAGAGCUUCAGUCAACGUAAUAAACUUAGUGAACAUCAGAGAAUUCACACAGGGGAGAAACCAUUUAAAUGCAUGCAGUGUGGGAAGAGGUUCACUCAUAGUACAGGCCUUAGAAUACACCGGCAAACUCACACUGGGGUGAAAAACUUUAAAUGCUUGGAGUGUGGAAAGAGCUACAGCCGACGUGAUAAACUUAGUAAACAUCAGAGAACUCACACAGGAGAAUCCAUUUAAAUGUUUGGAGUGUGGAAAGAGUUUCCGUCAGAGUGCACACCUUGCAUUACAUAAACAUACACGGGGUGAAACACUUUAAAUGCUUGGAGUGUGGAAAGAGCUUCAGUCGAUGUUAUAAACUUAGUGAACAUCAGAGAAGUCACACGGGAGAAACCAUUUUAAU